GGAAAGGGGCCGGCGCGGCGUGUGCGCGCUCAGCCGGCGAUCGCGCGCAGCACGUUCAGGGUGGGGAUGGCGGCGGCGGCGGCGGCGGCUGGGAGCGGGACGCCCAGAGAGGAGGAGGCUUCCGGAGGGGAGGCAGCAGCUCCGCAGGCCCAGGCCCCGACGAGUGCACCCGGGGCUCGGCUCUCGAGGCUGCCUCUGGCGAGAGUAAAGGCUUUGGUGAAGGCGGACCCUGACGUAACGCUCGCGGGACAGGAAGCCAUCUUUAUCCUGGCGCGUGCCGCGGAACUGUUCGUGGAGACUAUUGCAAAAGAUGCCUACUGCUGUGCUCAACAAGGAAAGAGGAAAACCCUCCAGAGGAGAGAUUUGGAUAAUGCUAUAGAAGCUGUGGAUGAAUUCGCUUUUCUAGAAGGCACUUUGGAUUGAUUGCGGAGCUGGAUGAUUUUGUGAGCCUUUGCCGCCCGCACCUUCCCCUUUCCCUGUGCCAGCCUCAGCUUUGGAGAGUCUGCCAGUUACACAGUCCUCUUCUACUUUCCCAAGCUGCACGAAGCAGAGCUCUAUGAGAGCAUUCUCCACCAACCAAGUCUUCCGUUACUCGAGUCUGUCUUCCACUUCAGGCCUGGAUGUAGCUGCUGCUGGACGGAAGGACUUUACACAGUGGCUCACUGAGCAGGAAGACCAGAGUGAAGGUCUCUGCUCAGCUUCGUUCCGUGUUUUCGAGUCCUGCCUUUGCUCUUGCCCUGUGACUGGAGAACCAGGUGGUCAGGUGCAGACUUUCUACCAACCAUCCUGAGUCACCUUUUUAUUAACUUGGUUCUUUCUCAGCAUGUCAUUGGAACGUGGGUCUAUAAUUUAAUUUAUGGGAUCCACUUCUCCUUAGGAGUCAAAGCGAUGUCCUAGCAGUUUUAUUGAAGUAUGGUUCAUUUGUCAUAAACAAUUUAAACUGUAAAAUUUGGUGGGAUUUUUUUCUUUCGAGAUAUGCAUAGGUAUGUGUAGCAAGAUUUUGAACAUUUUCCUGUGAACAGAUUGACAUGAGUCUUUGGUGUAUGACAUAAUUUCCAUCAUGUUAUUUAAAUUUUAUCUGUGCUAUGAUAUGUAUUUGUACCCUUUAAGUUGUGAAAUAGACAUAAUAUAAAGUUUCCCGUUUUAACCGCU
This is a messenger RNA of Peromyscus californicus insignis, 1152 nucleotides long. RefSeq names its product DNA polymerase epsilon 4, accessory subunit (gene Pole4). Gene Ontology annotation, cellular component: epsilon DNA polymerase complex; nucleus. Bases 67 to 423 code for a protein of 118 amino acids. The transcript is spliced from 4 exons. Gene Ontology annotation, molecular function: protein heterodimerization activity. Lineage: Eukaryota; Metazoa; Chordata; Mammalia; Rodentia; Cricetidae. The record is from RefSeq and is a predicted model, not a curated record.